Messenger RNA from Exophiala oligosperma, 993 nucleotides. RefSeq lists its product as uncharacterized. Gene Ontology annotation, molecular function: hydrolase activity. The transcript has a single exon. Bases 1 to 993 code for a protein of 330 amino acids. NCBI's taxonomy places the organism in Eukaryota, Fungi, Ascomycota, Eurotiomycetes, Chaetothyriales, Herpotrichiellaceae. The record is from RefSeq and is a predicted model, not a curated record.
AUGGAGACUUCCCAAUAUUCCGAGCUACCUGCUAGAACGGCAGAGUUGCUCCAAGGCUCAGGGCCAGCUGCUGAGACUCUAAAUGCACGCCUUGAGCAUUUUGCCUCCAUGCAACUACGAAUACCCGACAAAGAUGGAGAUUCAGAAGUCCUCGAUGGAGUCACCUUUGUACAUCAUUUUGUCAAAGCUCCCGGAGACUACGAUCUGAUUUCCUGGCACUAUGUUGAAGCUGGAGAGGGGGAACCUAUCGUGUUCCUACACGGAAUCCCGUCCACUUGGUAUAUGUGGCAUCACCAAAUGGCUGGCUUAGCAAGUACGCACCGCUGCAUUGGAGUUGAUCUAAAAGGAUACGGUCAAUCCGAGAAGACACCAGGAGACUACACCCAUGAAGGUGCGGCAGAACAGCUGUACGCCAUGCUCCUGCAGAUUGGUGUCGAUAAAUUCAAUCUUGUCAGUCAUGACCGAGGAACUGUCCAAGCCGAUUUCAUUGUGGCGAAACAUCCCAACAAUAUUCUUCGCUACGGUCGUGGUGAACAACAUUUGUAUCACUUUAAUCCCAGCGUUGCUCCGCAGGAAGAGCAGUUCCGCAACGCACCUUGGACGGGUAUCAUGGAAGACCCUAAAAGGCUUGUUCUGUGGGCGUACACAUGGCUGGCAGUCUUACCCAUUCCCGACAAUGAAAUGAUCCGGAUCAUACAAGAAUGGUCUUACCCUGACAUCAGCCGCUCAGCACAACGAUAUUUUCUGUGUUCGACGUUCCGAAACGAGUGGUUGGCAAGACGUCGUACGCUACUAAAAUCUUGGAUAUGUCCAGUGUUGAUCAUGCAAGGCUUUGAUAGCAAAACAGAGCCGCGCGAAUGGUAUGAAAAGGCUCGUGAAUACAUACCGAACUCUCCAGGUGUAUUGGUAGACUUUUUACCAGGGGGACACUUUUGGGCACAAGAAAGUCCUGAAGAGACUACGGGUGCAAUUCGAAAGCUUCUCCAGAUGUAA